AUGGCGUCCUUCUCCAACACACCUCCCGAUAUCAUCGAGGAAAUCAUCAACGCUCUUAGUGAUGACAUUAACGCUUUGAAAGCAUGCUCACAGACCUGCUCAUCACUUCUCCCGUCGUGUCGCAAAUGCCUCUUUCGAACCAUCCAUAUCACUCCUCGUUCCUAUCCCCAACGAAGCCUUCCACGCCUCAUCACAUUAUUCGGCACUCUUCUCGACACUAAUCCAGGAAUUUCAGAUCACGUUCAGAACUUUGUAUACCGCAUCUGCACGCCUGAUGUCGACGAUGAUGAUGUGUUGAGGGUAUUGGGGAGGCUUCGACGCAUACAGUCUUUCGAGCUGGGAGCUCGUGACCGCGUUAUAUCGUGGAAGGCACUACGUCAGCCGUUUCGCGAUGCUUUACUGCGUCUAAUCCACUCGGGCUCCAUUUCUCGUUUGGAAAUAGCUAAUAUCCAUGAUUUCCCGAUUAACGCUUUCUUCCCUUGCGUCAACUUGGUCGACCUCACUUUACUUCGCGUCACGGGUUCUGCAGUGGGAAUUGACGACGAUGAACAGGGGGAGGAGGUUUUUGUCCCGAAAGCCGCACCACGGCUUCGAUCGUUCGCUUUCAGUUCGGGGAGCGGCCAACAUGUUCUUCACCUUCUCAAAGACAGACGGUCCAACGGCAAUCCUGUGCUGAAUUUUUGUAGCGUUCGGAGGCUGAGUGUCAAGGCGGAGAAUGAGCAGGAUUCGGUGGUAAUCCAGGCGUUGAUCAGGGCCACGCAAAAGGUCGAAGUUAUUGAAUACACUGUGAACGGGUUAAUCAACGGAUACGCAGGUCUCGCCGUGGCAUUGAUGAACACCUCGUCUCUAUCAACCUUGAGAAAGUUGCGCCUUGAAUACGUCAUUGUUCAAGACGAUCGAGAUCCCUUGUAUGGACUCUGCGAGGAGUUUAGAGGUCUCUCCGGGCGCGAUAACGUGAUUGAAGAAGUUUCCCUGGAAGUUGCUUUUCAAAAGGGUCAUUGUAACGCUGAGACCUUUGAAUGGGGAAGGUUGGACGCCGCACUCAAACAUGGGUUCCCAAUGCUUCGCCACGUUUCCCUUAACAUUGCGGUCGGGGUUCUCUCAUUUUAUGGUGCUGGUGAGAUCUUGCAGAGAAAAACACCCAACCGCCUGCCACGGACACACCUUCCCCAAGCCACAUUGACCAAUCUAUGGCAACGAAGAUGUGGUGUAGAGAGUGUCGAAGUUCCGGAUGCAGGAACACAAGCGACCUUGUGCGGAAAGCCCUUGUCUGGCGCAUUCCCAUCCAACUUGAACUUGAUCGAAGAAUCCCCCGCCAGUCAACCGCCAGUUCAGGUCCUUGCGCAGCACUUGUUGAAAGUAUUAAAUGUCUACCCUGAGCGCCCUAGUACUCAUUCAAACGAGCAUGUCUCCUGCUUCGUCGCCAUCUCGCGGCUUGUUAGAUUCAGCGGCUACUGUUAUGCUUCAACUCCAUACAACGAGACCAAGGGCGGAUACAGUGGGAGAGAUGUUACAUCUCGGUAUUCGUGGCUAGACCUGGACGUUUAUUCCUACCUGCAAAACCCUUUCACGCAACCUGUCCUUCACUCCAGUUCGCACUGCGAUGGAACUGCCUCCUUCACGGUCAAUGCGCUACGUUCAUAUGCAAACCGUCUCUCUAUACCUCCACAUCGUCGUUUUGUUCCUUCUGUGGCGUUUCUGUCUGGCGUCUACGUGGAUGAACACACUCAUUUAUACGUGCCCAUUGCUUCCCCAGGGCCCUAUCUCUCGCUUCUGAAUACAUUGGUGACGUCUUAA
Molecule: messenger RNA, 1797 nt
Organism: Laccaria bicolor S238N-H82
Lineage: Eukaryota; Fungi; Basidiomycota; Agaricomycetes; Agaricales; Hydnangiaceae
Exons: 8
Coding region: 1-1797 (598 amino acids)
Source: RefSeq, a predicted model, not a curated record